UCACAGAGUAAUUCGAGGGCUAUUAAGUGCAUUAUCGAGCGUUGCGGAACAAACAUCAACAGAACGAGGUCCUCCCCUCGUCGGUCGUUCCGCCGCGAUCGAGACGAGGCGAGAGCGUGCAAAAUUGGACGAGGCGGUGAGUGCGAAGAGUCUGGCCACAGGUUGGACAGCGGCUCCCCGUUUUGGAGGAUACAACUUGAUCAGGACCUUCUGGAUACCAUCAGCGCGAUCUAUCCGGAGUGGUUCAAGGAUUACACUAACAGUCGAGCAGCGUCGACGUCGUCCCCCACGUCAUCGAGCGCUUCCGGCGCGCAAUCCUGCAGCGACAGCGCCGCCGUGGUCGUCGUCGCCGAACGCGGUGGUGAGCACAAGGUCGCCAAGGGCGACGCCAAGUCCAAGUCCAAGGCGAAAAAAGCGGACGGCCAUAAGGAUAAGGACCGGGACAGGAAGGACCCUAGGCGCGACGCCAAGGACGAGAGGGACGCUGGAAACGGUAAGAAAGGAACGAAGCCCUCGCCGCAGCAGGAUAAAGCAGCGGCGGACGCGGCAGGAAGGAAGACCGCGAGUGCUGUUCCAGGAUCGGAAUCGAAGAUGGCCGAGGGCAAUCAGUCGCCGCCAAAGGCGGAGGUCGACGAUUCACCCCUCCAGCACGCCAUGGAUCGUAACAAAGAAUCGUUGAAGGUGAAGCUCAUGCUGAGGCGACCCAUCAAUCAGCUGGUUGCGCAAGGCAUCAUGCCACCGUUGAAGACGCCACCGGCGUUUCACGAGCAACGGAAGCAGCUGGAGCGGGCGAAGACGGGCGAUCUGCUGAAGGCGAAGAUUCAGCAGAGACCAGGCAGGGAUGAGCUGGUCCGGCAGCACAUCCUCGAGGAUGUGGGUCACGUGGAUCCGAGCCUGGCUGAGCGGCAGCGAAUGCUGAAGAAGGCCAGGCUAGCCGAUCAGCUCAACGACCAGCUCAGUCAUCGACCUGGACCGCUCGAGCUCAUCCAGAAGAACAUCCUUCAUACUGAAGAGCCCAUCGAGAGGGCGGUCAAAGAGGGUCACAUUCCCUUCAAGGCCACCUGCGAGGGACAGGUGACGAAACCCCAGCACCCGGAUCACUACAUCACUUUCGAGGAUGACUCCCAGAGCUCGGAGGGUGCGCCUUCACCGCAGUUGGAGUCGCGACCAUCGGACGUUCUGGAGACCGCGGCGGCCUCCGCGGGCAUCGUCACGGUCUCCCUCAGCAUACCGACAACCGGCGGUGCCGUUGUGGUCUCCUCGACAUCCCCCGUCUUCCAGCAGACGGAACCGACGAUACAGACGUUCGCCGAACUGUGCAAUACCGUUGUAGGCACGCAGCAGCAGCAGCAGCAGCAGCAGCAAAGUCAGCAGCAAGCUCAACAGGGCCAGCAACACACAUCUACGCAGGCGAGCCAAACGACGAAUGGCCCGUCGACGACCCUCCUACCAUUGGCGCCGGCGCCGAGCCCGAUGUCCCUGGGCUCAACGACGUCCAGUCUGAGCCCCCUGUCCAACAUCUCGAUAGCGUCGCCCCCGGCGCCGCCGCCCGCGGCGAUCACCCCGCGGCCGCAACCGAGCCCGAUAGCCGCCGCCGCCGCUACCACGUGCCAAAGGAGCGACGCCCCCGGGAAGGACAAGAACAGAAAGAAGUCGAAGACCAAGAGCCAGCCCAAGACCCGCACGAUCAAGUUCCACGAGUAUAAAGGACCGCCAAACGCGCAGAAAACGCCGGUGUCUAGUACUUCCGGUCUCGGCGCCACGCAGCCCGGUGAGACCAGCUACGAGCUGCUCCUGCAGCAGCAACAGCUGUUUCUCCAAUGGCAGCUCGAGUGGCAGCACAAGUAUCCACAAAUCAUCUUGCCGGCCGCGCAGAAACCGCUAUCGCUCACAAGUAGCGGCGCGAGCGAUGCUGGUAGCGUGAGCGGAAGUAGCGCAAACGUCGCCAGCCCGGCUCCGUCGAAUUCUUCGAACAAUCCCUCGGAACAGCCCCCGUUGAGGCCUUUGGGCAAACUGGAAGAUAUGAAAGUGAGCGACCUCAAGGUGGAACUGAAACGACGGAAUCUGCCGGUGUCGGGCUCGAAGCCGCAGCUGAUCGAGCGACUGAAGCCCUUCACGGAGUCGUCCAGUAACAACACGACUUCCAAUUCUAAUGGACCACACGUGACGCACAUGGGCCACAUUUUGAUGGAUACGCCUGGCCCGAUGGCGACGGAUGACUCUAGCUCUCAGGCCAGGAGCCCGAGCGCUAUCGUGAAGGAAGAGCCGAACAGCCCGCGAACGGCCUCGCCCCACAGUAGCGAGCACGACGAUCCGUUGAGUCCGCCAGGAGAUGAUAUCAUCAAGGUGCAGAGGAAACGAAUAGAGGAGUUACAACGCGAGCUAUACAAGUCGCAGCAACAGCUCCAGCAGAUCCGCCAGACUCAGCCGGCCACGGUGCGCGCUGAGAAGCUGGCACUCCAGCAACAUUUACACAAUAAAAUGCAACAGCAACAACUGGCUCUGCACUUGCAGCAGCUUCAGCACUUACAGCAGCAGCAGCAGCAGCAGCAGCAACAGCAACAGAAUCAACAGCAGACACAACAACAAGCUACAAUUCAACAAUUCAAUGCGAAGGCGAGUCUCGCGGCCUUCCUGCAAGCGCAACCAAACAAUACGACCGCCAUACUCGACUCCGCGACUCUGACCGCGAUUAACAACAAGAAAAAUCAGUCCAAGAACAGUACUACUGUUCAAAUACCCACGGCUAUCGUUCUGAAUCUAGCGAAGCCGGCCAAAUUGAAUGGCUCGCUGCUCGGUGCUCUUGUGGCGCAGGCGCAGGUUCAACAGCAGCAACAGCAGCAGCAACAGCAAACAACUGUUACUACUACUGAAGACAUCAAACCGCCGCCACCGCAGUAUGAUGAAGCUGCUAAGUUGCUGAAGGUCAAGAUCGAACCGGUUCAGAAGAGUCACAUAAAGAGUCAAGUAGUUGAUGACGUACUGGAGAUCCUCAUCAAGAAUGGUGAACUACCGCCAAGUGCCGCACAAGAUCCAGCCACUCCGACAACUCCAAAUCGCCAACUACAGCAGAAUCUGGUCUUUACCGCGCCGGCAGACAGUCCAACUCAGUCGCUAGUCUUCACGGCCGCCAGUCCGAUGAGUCCGAUCAGUCCGAUACCAAUGGAGGUGUCUCAAAGCGGUUGUUCGAGCCCAUCAACGCCAGCACCACCGCCACCGCCGCCAUUGCCGUUAACUGCGUUCUCCAUUCAGUUACCCCACUCGAUGCAACAGCUACAACAGUCGGAUGAAAUUACCCCCUUCAGCACGGAUCUCCUCACAUCCGAGGCCGAGCUGGAUGCCGCGAUGUUGCUGAGUCCUCAAUCGAUGCAACAAGCUUCUCCAGACCCGCAACCGCCACAAGAAGUGACUUCUUCGGACAAUGCAAAUUUGGAUCUUAAAGAAUUAGGGUUGGACCUGGAAACGUUGGACCCAAUGGACUUCGGUCAACUAGACUGCGACAUGCCGAUGGAUAUGGACGAUCCCGAUUGGCUGGAUUCCCUGAUGCCGCAAUCGCCACCACCUUCCGCGAUACUGUCAUCGUCCAAUCAUCAAUGCACCCCUCCGUCAAUCAGCCUCUCAUCCACCACGGAUAUCUACGACCCGCUAUUAGGCAGCAGUCAGUACUCAUUUGAUCUCUUUAACAUGGAGGACUCUGACUUCAAGAUGUCGUCCGAUUUAUCUCCGAUGACCUGGGACAAGGUAGACUUUGCGACCUAGCCCGAGGUAUUUUCUUGCAAUCCGGCGUUAUGUACUUAAUCCUCGGCAGGUAAUCAAAAAUAUAAUUCGACAAAGAAACGCGGACAGUAAGACCAUCGCCACUUGGUCGGGUUUGUCCAAUGCAUUUUAUACAAGACGUUUCGUGACAUCCUUGCACCUGAUGCAUCUUGUAAUUGAUAUUAUAUCAAAUGUGUACUUAUACGCGCGCGCCAAGACGACAAUGUUGGUUCGGAAAGCAUACUAUGUAUUUAGAACAUACAUAAUCGCGCACGAUCGUUAUCGUAAUUAACAAUUAAGAACGAAAAGGCUGUCGAAUUAUGGACCAGUGACACGCGUGUCAUCUUUCGGUCUUCUUUGAUCAAUGAACGCUAACACAUGUCAUUCUUUUAAUCGAUGUAAUCGAUUGUUGCAUCCAAAAAGUAAUAUGCAUCUCGUCGUACGAAUUCAAAUCCGAAAUAGCGAUGUGUCGCGUGAGGACGCGGCCGUGUAUAAAACGGAUAAGGACUUGUAAUUCCGGGACCGAAAUCAACUUUCAAAAUUCUUCAAAGAGUCAGCUUACGACAGGUUUUAUAAGCUAGUUUUUACUGUCCAGUCGUGUGUUGCUUGAGUUUUAAUAACUGUGAGAAAUAGCGUGUGUGACAAAACGAGGAGACGAGAAGCAUUGCGUAUAUGAUCCUCCCCCCCCCCCCCCGGAUAAUCCCCUCUUUCCAAAUGCCUGCCCCUCUCCCUCAAACGUAAUUAAUCGUAACAUAACUGCAUAAUUAUACUCACAGAACCUAAUAUAACGAUAAUUACUGUAAAGAUAUACAUACGUACACAUAUGUAAAAUAUACUUCUAUACGUGCGCCUGACGUCUGCGAGUCGUGUAACGUGUUCGUAUACGCGAGUUCGGGGGCCUUCCAGCGCAGCUAUACAUAUUUUCUAAGCCACAGAGCAUGUGAUGUUAGGAAUUAUUGCGUAUUUUAAUCGAUAAUCAUUAUAAUAGCGGUGAAAUUCGUAGGAACGGCUGCGCGCGCGAGCGAGUUGCACGAUUGCCACCGGGAUCGGUUGCCACGGGCGCGGUCCUUCGAUCUUUCCACCGCGACUAGUAAUCUUUUUGUUGUUUUGUGACAUUCCAUGUUUCCAAACUGUACGAACCAGGGGAGAUCGAGGCCACGCGUGUCGCGAGCCGCAACCAUUACGCAUAUCGCACGAUCGGGCGAUCGCUACGCGAAUCGAAGGAUCCCGUCUCGGAACGUCGUGCCAGGUUGCGAGAGUUGCCUUGCGCGUUGACACGCGUCGCCCUGCACUGUUCCGAGACGCUCCUCGGAGACCAAGCGGCUUCGGACUUUGACGUAACGACGAAGGACCGCGCUACCGAGCUCGGUAACAAGAGCAAAAGUGUGUGUGUGCGUGUUCGUGUAUGUAUGUAUGUAUGCAAGUUCUUAAGAGUAUCUUAAAGAGCGCGAAUGUUUGCCUGAGAAAGGGAGCCUCAAAUUAAUUGUGACGAAAUUAAAUUAUUACAUUAUGAUAGUAAAUUUCUGAUAAAUGGAUCUCUGGAUAACAGUUUCGCAAAAAUACUUUCAGAAGAUACAUAAAAAGUAUCUGAACAUCAUGUAUAUUUCUAAUUUUCAAAUACUUUUUAUCGAAAAAUUUGUAUUAGUUGCAAUUCUUUUUAAUCGAUGUUCCUGAAAUGUAACAAGUAAUGCACGGAAGUAAGAAUACCGUUUGUUGAAAUUACAAGCAAUCUAAGGUUCCCUUAUAUGAACGCGUGUGAUACGUGUCAACGUUUAUGAACAGCGAUGGUGCUAAUCGAAACCCCAAUACGCAGCGACCCGUUUUUCUAUAGAAACGUCGCGGUUACUUUGAUUUCUUUCUCUUUUUUUCCCCAUCUGUAACAGUGCCGCAACGUUCCGAAUUUUCCUCGCAACCGACGUGCCUCGAAGUGUUGUUUUUCCUUGCGAGCUUUUUAGUUCCGCGCGGAACUGGCGUUACGUAGUACGAAUAGAGAAGAAGAGAGAAUGCUGUAUUUAAGUUGUUAGUUUUUCGAAUGAGAGAAAAUUAGCGAGGUGUGCGUUCCCACAGUCUCAUUAGCGAAACGGUACAUUGGUCCACGAUCGUCAUUUCCUCUCCCGCACUCACCAGAGAAAGAGCAAAGGAAAAAAAAAGAUGCAACAUUCCAAAUGUAUUCACGCUUCAUGGAGAAUUCUAAAGACCUCGAGGUACCGCCAUGUUCCGUGUGCGCGAGAGCCCUGACAGAGGAGACGAGGAGCGCGAACGUGCGCCGCAACGCAUCGCCGAAUCCGUCGAGAUACGCGCGGAAAUAAUUGAGCCAGAAUUUAAUGCAUUUAAUUAGAGGAACCGGUUCGCCUUCCUGUCUUCUUCCCUUCCCUGCUCCGGCUCUCCAGAGCCGGUUGCAGAAACAUUCUUUUUUUUUAUCAAGCUGAUAAGCAUCGAUUCCGCAAAUCUUAUGAAUUUUAUAAUUUAUUUGCCAAGUGCCAAGGGAGUCGAUCGCUUAUAUAUAUUCUGUAAGUUGCACGGCCGAGGGUAUAUCGUUUUAUUCGUAGCAAGCGGCUUGUGAGCUAUUAACCGAUUUGCAGCGUUACUGAUUCAUCGUAAAGGCCGCUUAUUUAAAUCGCGUUUUGCUAAUCUGCAUUUAAGAUAUCGCUUCCACAUUGCUUUCUCCCGCCGUACGAAGCUUUUACAAACAACAAAUGCGGCCUGCAAACUCGUCUGUCAUGACAAACGGAACAUGGCAUCGGGGUGAGAAACGAAGGUGCCAAAAAGAAAUAUAUCCCUCGCUACAAGCAUCAUGUAGAAAAUCGUCACACUCGUCACCAUCCGUUGCCUCAUGACAAUAAGGAUUUUAUUGUUCUCUGUAAAAUAUUGUAUAUAUAUAUGUGUAAAAUAUAAUGAAAGAGUUUGUGUGUGUUUUGUAGUAGCGAGCUUGACAUAAUGAAUUCAUUUAGGGUAAUUAAAAGGCGAUUAUUCAUUAAAAAGAUCAUGUUACACCAUAAAACGCCGGCGUGUCCCUAUCUUAUCGAACUCGUGUCGCAACGUGCACCAUGCUCGAAGACGUUGCAAUCGCGUAAUUAUAUUAAGUUCGAGUCGUUCAUCAUGAUUCUGCCGAUGAUUGAUCGAUCUGUCAGGCUGUGCGAAUCUGGUAGUCUGUUGUGUUUGGUGCAUCUGCAGUGUAUGUGCGUAUACGUAUGAGCAGUAAGUCUUUACGACUCGCGGGUGCGAAUCAGGACGAAGUAAAAGCAGCCUAAGCAAGCUGUGAAAUAUGUAAACCGAUCGCAUCUAUACAUGUACACAUAGCUUCGUCGAGUAUAUAACAAACCGCGCAAUUGUAUCGAGAGGAACACGAUAAAGAGAUGCAGUAGCAUCGCACACAAACACACACACACACACACACACAUACACACGCACACACGUACACACAUACACACAUUUGGUAUGAACCUUGUGUGCGCGCGCGCGCGUGAGGAGUGGUACAUAUAAGUUUUUUGUUAUUAAGUAUCAUUGAAUUUAUUGUAAUGAAAUACUCUUAAGUAACGAUCACGUAAUUAUUGCUAGAGAGAGUGUUAUUUAUUUUUAUUUGUUGCAAAUUUAUCGAUUGCCUUCCAUUUGAGUAAAAUAAAUAAAUAUAAAGUUA
This is a messenger RNA of Vollenhovia emeryi, 7393 nucleotides long. It is a transcript of the gene Mrtf, whose product is annotated as MKL/myocardin-like protein 2. Lineage: Eukaryota; Metazoa; Arthropoda; Insecta; Hymenoptera; Formicidae. The record is from RefSeq and is a predicted model, not a curated record. The transcript has 14 exons. The annotation marks the transcript as partial.